AUGUCGAUGACACAGAUCAUUUGGUUCAAUCUUCUGCUUUGCGUCAUUUUGGCUUAUAAUAAAACUUUCUCUCCACUUAAUCCCACACAUAUUCAUUAUCCUGGCUAUAACCCAGAUGUCACUCUGAACCUUCCCCAUACAUCUGAUAUCCUCGACAACAAUUUGGAGACAUUGCCUGACCAUAAUGACCAUACAUAUAACAGCGAUCGGGAACAAGUGACGAUAAUAGCAAAUGAUGAACAAUCCCAGGAAGUCACCGACGGCUUCGUUUAUAAUAUCGAAUGGGAAAAUACUGAUCGAGAAUUGUUGGGGAUAACCGUUGACAAAGAUCUCUUCCCAGAACUCAUCUGCAAUUUAUUACCGCUCAAUUCAGAUACCAACACACACAAUAUUGGUGGAGAACUACCGGGAACAAAUGAAGAGCAAAAUCGUGAACGUCCUCGUGCCGGAGGUAUUGCGCGCAUUAAGAAUCGCGGGGAAUAUAGAAAACGCAAUAAACCGCGCGACGAACAUUUUAUUUACAAACGCAAACGGCCCAAUUGUGGUCGAACUUUCAAUCAUUCAUCGCUUGCCUCUCACAAGGAAAUACAUCAAUGCGAAAACUGUAACAAAUCAUUCAGCACCAAGAGCAACUUGAACAGACACAUGAGCGGAUGCUUUAAAAGCGAAUUUAUGAAUGUCCUUAUGUCGGAUGUACUUUGCGCACGAGCAGUCUCAACGAAUAUAAGAACACAAGAAUGCGCACGACGAACCAUUUAUUUACGAAUGUAA
Messenger RNA from Loa loa (African eye worm), 771 nucleotides. RefSeq lists its product as hypothetical. The transcript is spliced from 3 exons. The record is from RefSeq and is a predicted model, not a curated record. NCBI's taxonomy places the organism in Eukaryota, Metazoa, Nematoda, Chromadorea, Rhabditida, Onchocercidae. Bases 1 to 771 code for a protein of 256 amino acids.